CGGAUAUGAUGAGCUUCACCAUUUCCUUGGCGCUACUGCUCCUGGCAGUUCUGAUCCUGGGCGUCCUGUUCGCCUGCCACUGUCUUGGUCCGAGGGCCGCCAACUGGAUGCGGAUGCGAUCCAGCAAGGAGGAAAAGAUCGGACUAUCCAACCACAAGCAAAAGCUAUUCCAUGCCAAUGGCUAUAUGGCCAGUAUACAAUCCGGCUCCGAGUUCCUGCUGAGCACCAGCGGCAGUUUCAAGCGCUUCGACACCAUCGACAAGGAGGACUACAAUCGCUCCCAGCAGACGCAUCAGACGCACCUGUUCCUAAUGAACGGCGGCGGUGCGGUCUCGAUAACCGGAUCAUCCAGUGCCCUCCAGGCCACCACGGCCAUGUGGCAUCUUCCGCGUUCGGGUAUUAAGAUACCGCCACCGCCGGAUCGACCAGCUCCAUCUCCAAAUAGCGCUGCAGCAGCCGGCAAAACGGUUACCUUCUCUCUGAGCCAGGUAAACGAGGUCACCACGCCCAGCGAGCUGGCGACCUCCAACGAUCAGGAGCGUCGCUCCUGCCUCCGUCAAAAUGGUGGAUCUGCGGGCGGUGCUGGUGGGGUUGCUGUGCUGCCGCAGCCACUGGAGGCACCACCUCCGCCACGACUCACCACGUCGACUUCGGUGAACAUGUCUGGUACGGCGAUUCCAAGGCCCAUUGCCAAGCGGCAGGUGUCCCAGCAGCCGGCCAUCAUUGGCGCAGGCCAGCCGGAGCAGCCUGUGGUGAACCCGACGCGGGAGGGUGAGCGGAAAGCGCCUGCUUUGAAGCGGAGGAACUCCAGCACUAAUCCCUUCCUGUGCGAGUCCACGGAGCAGAUACCCAGUAAUCCCAUUUGCGAACCUCUGAAUGCCGCGGUUACUGCUCUGGAAAAUACCACUAUUUCUGGCAGUGAAAGUACUCCAAUAACUGCUCCUCUAAAGCCUCCAACAGCGCCUGUUCCAAUGGAUACGCCAGCCAUCAGCAAUCACAAUGGCAAUCCUUUCGUAGAGAGCCAAAGUCUGUCCAGCAGACUCCUGAAGCUCCAUAACACAACCAAUCCUUUCACGGGAAUCUCGCAACGCGUCAAGGGUCCGCAUCUGCUGCAAAAGACCAUCUCCGAGGAUUAUCUCUUUCGGAAAUUGGGUGUCAAUAGUCCGACGGCCAAUGGCAAUGGCACAGGACCAGGCACUGGUCAUGUCAACGGGAAUGGCAAUGGUACUUGGUCCUUUGGACGCUCCCUGCUGCGACAGGACUCCACUUUGAGUCUGGGCAUGGGCUUGGGCUUGGGCAGACGGAAUAGCUCCCAGGUAUCCCUGGAUUCCCAUGCGGGAUCUAUACCCGGAUCGAUGGAGGGCAUCAAUCUGGAGAGAGCCAUCUCCUGCGAUUCGGUUACUUCGGAUUCAACGCUAUUCCUGGAUCAACUGGAUCAGCCCUACACCCAGAUAACCGGAUAUUUAUGCGUUGGCCUUAACUACGAUCAAAUGAGCAUUAGCAACGAGGGCAUGGAACUGACUGUUAGUGUCCUUGAGGCCAAGGGACUCAUAUGUCCAUUCAGCGUUGAGUCUCUCGACACCUUUGUGCGCGUCUACUUGGUGCCCGAUCAUCCAGGAGCUAUGCAAACAAAGGUGGUCAAGGGUGCACUGACGCCCAACUACAACGAAAGCUUCGAUUUCUGGCUGCACAAGCGGCAGGCGCGUCAUUCGCUGUGGUUCCACCUGUACCACAACGGCCCCGCCCACACGCUCAUUGGGGAGGCGGAGAUGGAGAUCGGGGAGAUGCCACGCCCCAUCACCACGUGGAUACCGCUGUCCGAUUCGCGCAAGUGCAACGCCCGCUGGGGCGAGCUGAUGUUCUCGCUAAGCUACCUGCCCACGGCGGAAAGACUGACCAUUGUGGUGGUCAAGGCACGGAAUCUCAAGCUGGACGGGGAUCAACCGGUUUCGGAAUCCGCCGAAACGGUGCACAGCGUCUUCGUCAAGGUCUACCUGAUGGACAAGGAUCGCAAGGUGCUGAAGAAGCGCACCUCGCUGAAGCGCAAGGAUCGCAGUCCGAUCUUCAACGAGUCGAUGAUCUUCAGUGUGCCGCCACCUAGUCUGACCACCACCCAGCUGCGGGUCACCGUGUUCGGGGUGACAACGAAUGGGGUGACCCCGUUGGGACACAUCGUGGCCGGCAGCUGUGCGGUGGGCAAGGGGUUGCGCCACUGGCACCAGAUGCUCUCGUCGCUUAGGAAACCGGUGGCCAUGUGGCAUGUCCUGCGGCGGGCGGUCAAUCAGCCGAUUUUCACGGGCGGCGCCGAGGCGGUGGUGGCCGCCAUGCAAAACACCCUGCAACGCUCCACCGCCAAGCGGAACAGCAUCGUCUAGAAGUCUGGAGGAGAUCACAGGCGGCGACGGCGGCUCACAUCAACGGCGAAAUUUUCCGCCUCACUGGC
Drosophila erecta is the source of this 2443-nucleotide messenger RNA. RefSeq lists its product as uncharacterized. The coding region runs from base 6 to 2375 and encodes 789 amino acids. NCBI's taxonomy places the organism in Eukaryota, Metazoa, Arthropoda, Insecta, Diptera, Drosophilidae. Gene Ontology annotation, molecular function: calcium ion binding; phosphatidylserine binding; calcium-dependent phospholipid binding. The record is from RefSeq and is a predicted model, not a curated record. Gene Ontology annotation, biological process: regulation of calcium ion-dependent exocytosis; calcium-ion regulated exocytosis; regulation of dopamine secretion. The transcript has 6 exons.